AUGAAUCUCCAUGAAUACCAGGCCAAGGAACUACUGAAAAAAUACAAUGUACCCGUGCAGGAAGGCAUCCCCGUAGACAAUGCAGGUGCUGCAGAAGAGGCUUACAAACAAUUAAAAGUGAACUAUGGCAACAGCUUUGCCGUAGUAAAAGCACAGAUACAUGCGGGUGGCCGUGGUAAAGGAAAAAUUGUGGGUACAGAGCAACGCGGUGUGGCCGUGGGUAAAAAUGCAGAAGACGUAAAACAGAUUGCCUCCCGCAUACUGGGCGGCACACUGGUAACCAUACAAACCGGCGAAGCGGGUAAAGUGGUAAACAAAGUGCUGAUUGCACAGGAUGUUUACUAUCCCGGUGCCAACCCGGUAAAAGAAUUUUACCUGUCUGUAUUGCUUGACAGGGCCAAAGGCCAGAACGUAAUUAUGUACAGCACCGAAGGCGGUAUGAACAUUGAAGACGUGGCACACGAUACCCCCGAAAAAAUAUUUAAAGAAUGGGUACAUCCCGGCGGCACCCUGCAGCCCUUCCAGGCAAGAAAGAUUGCCUUUAACCUGGGCCUCAGCGGAGAAGCACUGAAGAACUGCGUAAAGUUUGUUACCAAUCUUUACAAUGCCUAUGUAGGUCUGGAUUGCUCCAUGCUGGAAAUAAACCCCCUGUUUAAAACCAGCGAUGAGAAAAUCAUAGCAGUGGAUUGCAAAAUGAACCUGGAUGACAACGCCAUGAUGCGCCACCCCGAACUGGAAGCACUGCGCGAUAUCAGCGAAGAAGACCCUACCGAAGUAGAAGCAGGCAAAUACAACCUCAACUUUGUAAAACUGGAUGGUAACGUUGGUUGCAUGGUAAAUGGUGCAGGCCUUGCCAUGGCCACCAUGGACAUGAUUAAAUUAAGCGGUGGUGAGCCCGCCAACUUCCUGGAUGUAGGUGGUACCGCCAAUGCACAAACGGUGGAAGCCGGUUUCCGCAUUAUCUUAAAAGAUCCAAAAGUAAAAGCCAUCCUCAUCAAUAUUUUUGGUGGUAUUGUGCGCUGCGACCGUGUAGCCCAGGGUGUAAUUGAUGCGUACAAAAGCAUGGGCAAUAUUACUGUGCCCAUCAUUGUGCGCCUGCAGGGUACCAAUGCCACAGAAGCCAAGAAACUGAUAGACGACAGCGGUCUGAAAGUAAAAUCCGCCAUCGUACUCAGCGAAGCUGCUGAACUGGUAAACCAGGCCGUGGCAUAA
This is a messenger RNA of Ostertagia ostertagi, 1212 nucleotides long. NCBI's taxonomy places the organism in Eukaryota, Metazoa, Nematoda, Chromadorea, Rhabditida, Trichostrongylidae. The record is from the annotation of a GenBank genome assembly.